Messenger RNA from Pogona vitticeps (central bearded dragon), 3305 nucleotides. RefSeq names its product methionyl aminopeptidase 1 (gene METAP1). Gene Ontology annotation, biological process: proteolysis. Gene Ontology annotation, molecular function: metalloaminopeptidase activity. The record is from RefSeq and is a predicted model, not a curated record. Gene Ontology annotation, cellular component: cytosol. NCBI's taxonomy places the organism in Eukaryota, Metazoa, Chordata, Lepidosauria, Squamata, Agamidae.
CUGCGGGCGGAGCCACCCAGAGUAGCAAGCAGGGCUGGAUAGCCAGCCAGCCAGCCAGCCUGCCUACUAGGCCUCGGAGCUCCUCCCCGGUUCAGCCCGGAGACUCUCCGGGCGGAGAGAGUUCCGCCUUUCUCUCCUCCCUUUCCCGGUUGCUUCCGCUUGCCUGGGUCGCUCCUGUGGCGGCGGCAAGAGCAAGCAGCAUGGCGGCCGUGGAGCCCCGAGUGUGCGAGACGGCCGGUUGCAGCAGCGAGGCCAAGCUGCAGUGCCCCACCUGCAUCAAGCUAGGCAUCCAGGGCUCCUAUUUCUGCUCGCAGGAAUGUUUUAAGGGAAGUUGGGCUACUCACAAGCUGCUACACAAGAAAGCAAAAGAUGAGAAAGCUAAGCAAGUGGUUUCUGCUUGGACUGUAGAUGGUGAUAUUAACACAGAUCCCUGGUCUGGCUAUCGAUAUACUGGUAAACUCAGGCCACAUUAUCCAUUGAUGCCAACAAGGCCUGUGCCGAGUUAUAUUCAAAGGCCAGAUUAUGCUGAUCAUCCUCUAGGUAUGUCUGAAUCAGAACAGGCUCUGAAAGGAACUUCUCAGAUAAAAAUCCUUUCUACAGAAGAUAUAGAAGGGAUGCGAGUAGUGUGUAGGCUUGCUAGAGAAGUUUUAGAUGUUGCUGCCAUGAUGGUGAAGCCAGGAGUAACUACUGAAGAAAUAGAUCAUGCGGUUCAUCUAGCUUGUAUUGCCAGAAACUGCUAUCCAUCCCCACUGAAUUACUAUAAUUUUCCUAAAUCUUGCUGUACCUCAGUAAAUGAAGUUAUCUGUCAUGGAAUUCCAGACAGGCGACGCUUACAAGAGGGUGAUAUCGUCAAUGUGGACAUUACUGUUUAUCGUAAUGGUUAUCACGGGGAUCUCAAUGAAACAUUUUAUGUUGGAGAAGUUGAUGAAGGUGCAAAGAGAUUAGUCCAGACAACAUAUGAGUGCCUAAUGCAAGCAAUUGAUGCAGUAAAGCCUGGUGUUCGAUAUAGAGAGCUGGGGAAUAUUAUACAGAAGCAUGCUCAAGCCAAUGGAUUUUCUGUAGUCCGGAGCUAUUGCGGGCAUGGGAUUCAUAAACUUUUCCACACAGCUCCCAAUGUGCCACAUUAUGCCAAAAACAAGGCUGUUGGGGUAAUGAAGCCUGGCCAUGCAUUUACAAUAGAACCUAUGAUCUGUGAAGGUGGGUGGCAAGAUGAAACAUGGCCUGAUGGCUGGACAGCAGUGACACGAGAUGGCAAGCGAUCUGCUCAGUUUGAACAUACACUUCUGGUCACAGAUACUGGGUGUGAUAUCUUAACCCGACGGUUGGAUAGCAUUCGCCCCCACUUCAUGACCCAGUGCUAGUGUAGGCCAAGCUUGAGAGGCCUGAACCAAGCAUCUCUUGACUCUGUACUAUGCAUUUUCCUAAAGUACAGGCUAAGGGGGGAUUUUAUCACCUAUUUUCUUGUUGACUAGGUAAGAGAUUCGGUCUUGCAUUAUACAACUUGGAAGAGCCUGAUACAGAGUUGAAAGCAGAGAGGCUUUAGAGCAUUUUCUGAGCUUUCCAACAUGAUUGGAACUUUAAAAUAAAUCCUUUGUCCUUGAGGCAUCCCUUUAUCCCUUCCCCUCUUGCCAAGCUGGGCUUCAGGUGACUCUACACUGCCACAGUUAUCAGCUGGCAAGCAUUUUUCCAUGGUGGAUGCAAGAUAUUGGAAAAUGAGCCUUUCUGCUUUUAUAUAAGUGCCACCUGAGAUUUUAAAUUUUUUCUUGUUCCAAAGGCAACACAACUUACCUACUGUGGAGAAAACACAGUUUUAAUCUGGUGGGUUUUUCUCUGUUUAUAAUUCAGAGGUGGAAAUGUGUACUAGAGAGUGUUACCUAGUACUGUGUCUGCUUUCAGAAUUUUAUUCAGUGCUUCCCUCUUCCAUUUCAGUUGUCUCUAUUGCGACUGCAUAUGGAAGUAAAAUAACCACCUGCUAACAGAUAGGCCUGUUUCUCUUCAGCUGACAAUUGCUCCUGCUGGUGCUCCGCUCAUGGUGGAGUGGGAAGGGGAGAGGAGAGACAAAACUACCGAGGUUCUACUUGGUUCUAGUUUUUACUGAAAUGCAGCCUCAAAACGGGUAGCGCUUGGCAGCCAAUGAUAUUCAUAAGGUUCAAGAAACUGAAAAUGGAAGUAGGAAACAAAAUUGAAAUUACUAUAUUCUACUUCUCCUGAAUGUGUGUUCUAAGGAAAGGCAACGCCCAAAGACACAAAGCUGCUCUCACAGUCAAUUUCUCAGCUUCUUUUCAAUCUGUGGAGAUUUUGUGUGUGUCACCAAAGUCAAACAAGUUUCUGCUGAAUUUCACAGUUCAGGGCAUGCUCUUGUUAAAAGCAGAAUCUAUGGCUGUGUUCACGUUGCCAUCUCACUAUGGAUAACUUCUGUCCAUGACAACAAAAAAGUUCACAAUGGAUUGGAGAGAGCUUUCAUUAGUAGGCAUAAAAUUGGAAGGAGAAAGAAACAACAACCCCAAUGCUGCAAGUCUUGCAAAGCUGUUAUCCUGAAAAGCCACCCCCUCGCACCGAAAGGAGAUCUAUUACCCAAGCUUUGCCACUGUGGUGUUUCAUCACAAGCAGAAUUUUUUUUGGGACAAAGGUAUCUACUUGAAAUAAGCAAGGACUGGACAUCCCACCAAAGUGGUACUCCUUCUUCAAAGACUUGAUACAGCAUGGGUAAAGUGGUGCAAUUCUAUACACAUGGAUGUGUGCAGAGAGUUAAUAUUUUAUACUAUAGGAUUGAUGCCAGGGGGCAACUGGCUUACUGCUGUUACCUUUUGACCUGCAUUCCAUAGUGAAAUUGAUCUUUUCACAUUUUCAAAGAGUGCCUGCUUUAUGUUGGAGGAGACAAUUGGUAUACUGUUGAAGACAAGUCAUAAAAUCAUGGGUAUGAUAUGCAUACUUCUGUUCCCUCUCUGGUAUCUGUUUCAUCAGGUACCUAAGAAGGAUCUAAAGUCCUCUGCUCUCGUCAGCUUCAACAGCAUAAUAGUUUCACUAGUUUGGGUGAUUUAAGGCAAUUGUCACUGAACAAAAUAAAUUUUGAAGAAAAUCUCUCUCUCCCAGAGUGCCUCUGAAUGUCUUUUCCCCCCCCAGCAGAACAGGUGCUGGGAUAACAUUUUCAUUCUGUAACAUGUUAGAGGCAGUACAGUAAUCCAGACUGUUACAAGGAGCUGUGUAUGUGGGCAGAGAUGUGUAACAAAACAACCUGGGAUAUCUUGAGUGCAGUUAAAUGAUGUAUGCAAUGUAUUAAGGAGAUUAAAAGUCUGAAUGGCUAA